Molecule: messenger RNA, 768 nt
Organism: Drosophila albomicans
Lineage: Eukaryota; Metazoa; Arthropoda; Insecta; Diptera; Drosophilidae
Gene: SmB
Product: small nuclear ribonucleoprotein-associated protein B
Exons: 2
Coding region: 122-718 (198 amino acids)
Biological process (GO): mRNA splicing, via spliceosome
Cellular component (GO): catalytic step 2 spliceosome; U2 snRNP; U4 snRNP
Molecular function (GO): RNA binding
Source: RefSeq, a predicted model, not a curated record
UUGAAAACGCUCUACCAGGGACGCAUUGUUUGAUUGGCCAUUUUAUUUUCACAUACGGCAAACGUUUUUAGCCGCUUAAUAAUUAUUUUUGCUAUUUACUUAAACAAAAAUCUGUAUCAAAAUGACGAUUGGCAAAAAUAAUAAAAUGAUUCAGCACCUGAACUACAGAGUUCGAAUAGUUCUCCAAGACUCGCGCACUUUCAUUGGAACUUUCAAGGCGUUUGACAAGCACAUGAACCUCAUAUUAGGCGACUGUGAGGAAUUCCGUAAAAUUCGAUCCAAAAACUCCAAGGUACCAGAGCGAGAAGAGAAACGCGUUCUGGGCUUUGUGCUCUUGCGCGGCGAGAACAUUGUUUCCUUAACCGUCGAGGGACCGCCACCACCCGAGGAAGGUCUUCCACGCGUCCCCAUCCCAGGGGCCGCUCCAGGACCCGGAAUGGGUCGUGUGGCUGGCCGUGGUGUGCCAAUGAAUAUAUCGUCAGUGCCCGCUGGUUUACAAGGUCCAGUGCGAGGUGUGGGCGGUCCCGCCCAGCAGCACAUGGCGCCAAUGGGACGCGGCGUGCCUAGAGCUCCAAUGAUGGGCGCUCCUCCACCUGGCCUCAUUCCCGGCGGCAUUCCAUCGAUGCCAGGUGGCUUAGGACGAGGUGCUCCUCCUCCAAUGCGUGGACCUCCACCAAUGAUGCGAGGAGCUCCUCCACCAGGCCGUGGUGGUUAUUGAUUCACCUUGCUGCGUUUAUCUUUUAGUAAAUAAAUAAUUUCAGAAACUAA